UCGCAACUCAAGGAGCAGACAGUGUUAAUCAGUAGAGCACAUACGGGCGGUUUCACUCUCUACUCAGCAAUUGAUGUGCAACUGUGUGAGUUUUAUUUCUUAGAGGACCCUCAGGCAUAAAGCAGAAACCAGUUCUACAUCCAAGAAAGAACAACCGACACAGACAUGGAGGAUAAGAACUGCUCUUCUGUGGAGUAUUCGGUGCAGCGGCAAGUUUUGGAUGAGUUAUGUCUGGAUGAGGUGGCACAAAAAGGGUCGUGGUCCGCAAAGCCAACCUUCAGUGAACGUCUCAAAGGCUCCAUGAGGUGCUCAGUGCCUCGUGCCAAGGAAAUCUUGUUGAGCUGGGUCCCUGUUUUUGGCUGGCUUCCAAAAUACUCCAUAAGAGAGAACGCAAUCGGGGACCUGAUCUCUGGCUGCAGUGUGGGCAUCAUGCAUCUUCCACAGGGUAUGGCAUAUGCUCUUCUGGCUUCGUUAAGCCCCGUGAUCGGCCUGUACACUUCACUCUACCCAGUGCUGGUCUACUUCAUCUUUGGCACCUCCAGACACAUUUCCAUUGGUACUUUUGCUGUGAUCAGCAUCAUGAUUGGGAGUGUGACAGAGAGGCUCGCUCCAGACAGUAACUUUCUUGUUAAUGCUACUAAUGGGACAGGAAGUGUCAAUACCAAUGAACAGGGUGCUUACAGAGUACAGAUAGCCUGUUCGCUCACAGUCCUGGCGGGGUUGUUUCAGAUCCUGUUGGGUGUGGUGAGGUUUGGUUUCGUGGUCACCUACUUGUCUGAGCCACUGGUCCGAGGAUACACCACAGGAUCAGCGUGCCAUGUGUUUGGCUCCCAGCUCAAAUAUUUGUUUGGGCUCUCUCCAGCUCGCACCUCCGGUCCUCUCUCACUCAUUUACACUCUGGUAAACAUAUGUUCCUUGCUACCUCAGACGGUCGUACCAGAGCUCGUGGUGAGUGUGGUGGCGCUCACUGUUCUCAUUGUGGUCAAGGAACUCAAUCAAUGCUAUAGGCAGAGGUUGCCCUUGCCUAUUCCCAUUGAACUCAUUGUGAUCAUAGCAGCAACAAUCAUCACUCAUUUUUGUGACCUCUCUGCAAAAUACAACGUUGAUGUUGUUGGCGAAAUCCCCAGUGGGCUUAAGGCCCCCCAAGCUCCAGACGUGUCGCUGUUCCCUGCGGUGAUUGGUGAUGCUUUUGCUGUUGCCAUUGUAGGCUAUGCCAUCAACAUUUCUCUUGGAAAAACAUUUGCACUCAAGCAUGGCUACAAGGUGGAUAGCAACCAGGAGCUGGUUGCUCUCGGACUGAGCAACACCAUCGGCGGCUGUUUUCAAUGUUAUUCCGUAACUUCUUCCUUGUCGCGAAGCCUCGUUCAGGAGAGCACCGGGGGAAAGACACAAGUCGCGGGACUGAUUUCUUCCAUUAUCGUUUUGAUUACGGUCUUAAAAAUAGGAGCUCUCUUUGAAACUCUCCCAAAGGCUGUCUUAUCCACAAUAGUAAUUGUGAACUUGAAAGGAAUGUUUAAGCAGUUAACUGAUGUGCCGAUGCUGUGGAAGACCAACAAGGUUGAUUUGCUCGUGUGGCUGGUAACGUUCACAUGCACCAUUCUACUCAACUUGGACCUGGGUUUGGCCGUCUCCAUUGGCUUUUCUCUGCUGACGGUUAUCUUCAGAACCCAACUGCCACGCUAUUCAAUCUUGGGCCAAGUGCCAGCCACCAACUUAUAUCUGGACGUUGACACAUACAAAGAGGCUAAAGAGAUUCCUGGAAUCAAAAUCUUCCGUUCUUCCGCAACUAUUUACUACACCAAUGCUGAGAUGUACUUGGAGGCCUUACAAGAGAAGAGUGGCAUUCAAAUCGGGAAGCUGCUGGCAGAAAAGAAAAAACAAGAUGCAACACGGAAGCAGCAGAAGGAAAAGACAGACAAAAAUGAACCAACCCCACAAAGGGUCAGCAAUCUUCUGCCUAAUGGCACAUUCUCCUUGGAAGAGAAACAAAUCUCUGCAGAACUGGGAGGACAGAAUUUCAAACGUGGUGUUGCCCUGAAGCUGACUGAAUCUCCAGCUAAUGGCUUCAGUCAAGGCCAAGUGAACUGGGCUUACCAAUCCGACACAAUGUCUGACUCCGACAUGGGAUCCCAGCAUGAUGACAGUAUCAUGCAGGCUUCAAAAGACAGCCAUGACAAAAAGGAACCCACUGAUUCAUCCGGUCCUCACAGCAUCAUCUUGGACCUCUCAGCAACCAGCUUCGUGGACACUGUCGCCGUGAAGACCUUGAAAAAUAUUUGCAGGGACCUAGGAGAUAUUGGUGUGGGAGUCUAUCUCACUGGAUGCCAAGCCUGCGUGGUGGAGCAGCUGGAAAGAGCAGGUUUCUUCUCAGAGUCCAUCCCAAAGAACAGACUGUUUGUCACAAUCCAUGAUGCUGUGCUCCACAUUCUUAACAAAGUGGGACAGACAGACGUCAUCCUUGAUGUUGCCUACAACACCAAAAUGUGACCAGCAGGGGCCAGCCUGUUCCAACUCGCCAUUCCUCCAUUCCCAUUUGCUUUUGAACUGAAGGCGUGCAGUUGCUCACUAUUGGUACACAUUCUCGUCUCCUCCCCCCAUAUGGGGAGAAAAGUCCGCCACCUCAACAUGGCGGCGCAAUUGCCAUGGAAAUACAGGGAGCCGUUGCUGACAAUGAGCGUUUUGUUUUAUUGUCUAAUGAGAUGAAGCAGCUUCUGUGACAGAA
Messenger RNA from Hippocampus comes (tiger tail seahorse), 2722 nucleotides. RefSeq names its product solute carrier family 26 member 6-like. Gene Ontology annotation, cellular component: membrane. NCBI's taxonomy places the organism in Eukaryota, Metazoa, Chordata, Actinopteri, Syngnathiformes, Syngnathidae. The coding region runs from base 166 to 2487 and encodes 773 amino acids. Gene Ontology annotation, molecular function: secondary active sulfate transmembrane transporter activity. The transcript has 19 exons. The record is from RefSeq and is a predicted model, not a curated record. Gene Ontology annotation, biological process: sulfate transmembrane transport.